GACGACGUUUCAUGCUAGCGGGCACGAGCAAGACAACAAACAAUAACUUCCAAGAAAAAUAGAGAAAGAACAUGAAAAUCCCAACGAACGCAUACACAGAUUCUCUCUCAAUUCCUCGUUCAUUCAUCCUUCUCUCAGAGUCAGAUUCAAACAAAGAAAGAUAACUUUGUUUCAAUAAAAAAAUGUCAAAUUCGCACAGCGAUACGAUACCUCUUCACGCGUCGUCCCAAUCGGACAUCGACGAGAUCGAAAAUCUAAUCAACUCCAGUGUCCAAUCCGGCCCUGCAACUGUCCUCCCGGCCCGUCCUCCAAGCCCACCUAGGGCCUCCAUUCCUGUCUCCUCUUCCCCCUUCAUCCAAUCCCACAUUCCUCCCCCGCCGCUCUCCUCAUCAUCGUCCAAUCAGAAGGUGCCGUCUGUCCCUUCCGCCCCUCCUCCUCCUCCACCCGUCGGUAACUCUAGCAGCAUCGUGGCGACGGGUUUCGGUCCCCCGCCCAACACCCUAACAGAGCCCGUUUGGGACACGGUGAAAAGAGAUCUGUCGAGGAUCGUGAGUAACUUGAAGCUGGUGGUGUUUCCCAAUCCAUAUAGAGAAGAUCCAGGAAAGGCUUUGAGAGAUUGGGAUCUGUGGGGUCCUUUCUUCUUCAUUGUCUUCUUGGGGCUCACUCUUUCUUGGUCGGCCUCCGUUAAGAAGUCUGAGGUAUUUGCUGUGGCAUUUGCACUGCUUGCAGCUGGUGCUGUGAUCUUGACAUUGAAUGUACUACUACUGGGUGGGCAUAUCAUUUUUUUCCAGAGUCUGAGUCUUCUAGGUUAUUGUCUAUUCCCUCUGGACAUCGGAGCCUUAAUCUGUAUGUUGAAGGACAAUGUCAUAGUCAAAGUGAUCGUGGUCUGUGUGACAUUGGCCUGGAGCUCAUGGGCCGCCUAUCCUUUCAUGAGUUCAGCUGUUAAUCCGAGGAGAAAAGCUCUUGCACUCUAUCCUGUUUUUCUUAUGUAUGUAUCUGUUGGUUUUCUCAUCAUUGCCAUUGAUUGAAGUUCCUUCCCUUCAGGGGUUCCAAAAGAGUUAUCGAAAAUGAUGUGGAGUUACGUAGAAAUGUCAUGUCGUUACUAUAAUUUUUGAUCUUACACAAUAUCUUUGAAGGCUCAUACGCCAAAUAUGAUAUACUCGCUGUAUCAAAUCAUUUUAUGUUCUACUAUUUCUCACCUUCUCCAUUACUUUUGGUAGUGAUGAUUUAAGGGCUUAGGCUGCAAUGAGGAGUAUUAGCUAUUGAUUUCUUUUUUUUUUAAUCUGAGGUGUCAGUAUUUGAACCUUGAUCACUGGAACUAAAAAUCUAGUACUCUACGGACAGGUCAGGCAUCUGUGGCUAGGUUUGGAGCUUUCAUUUCUUCUUUCUUUUUUAUUUUUCUUUGGGGAAAGGGAUUUCAACCUGUUUCUUCUCUUUUCUGUUUGUUUUUUUUUUUUUUUGGUUGUACUUUUGUCUUCACGUGUGCCAUGCCAUGCCAUAUCGAAGUACUUGAUGUACUAUAAUGUUCACAAAUAAAAGUUCUGAUCCAUCAUCAUUGACCCUAAAACUGGAUUUCCGUCGAAAUAAGGACACAAUG
This is a messenger RNA of Durio zibethinus, 1597 nucleotides long. Its product is annotated as protein YIP4b-like. The record is from RefSeq and is a predicted model, not a curated record. Gene Ontology annotation, cellular component: trans-Golgi network; membrane. Gene Ontology annotation, biological process: endoplasmic reticulum to Golgi vesicle-mediated transport. NCBI's taxonomy places the organism in Eukaryota, Viridiplantae, Streptophyta, Magnoliopsida, Malvales, Malvaceae.